AAGCACUAUUUCUCUGUUCAUACACAUUUUUGUAAUAAUAAUCAUUAGUAUUUUCUUUGCUAAAUGUGGUGUUGGAGCCAAUUUGUUGCUGCAAUUUGAUUAGUUCAGUGGGCAAUCUGCCGUAGUCGACGAACAAAUGUGUUCAUAAUUGUUAAGAGUAGAAUUUUGACUCAGUUUUAUUGAUUUUUCUUCAGAAGUACGCAAUGGCGAUCAACUCGAAGACGGAAUUGCCAGAGAAUUAGUGUGCUUGUCGUCUGUGGAUUUUCAUUCGCUGCAUCGUGCUCUAAGCAGUAGAGUAGAACAUUUUGUAGACGAGAACGAUUGACAAGUGCCAGUUUUCAUCAUGCGGAAUCUCAUUAAGAAAAAAGAUAGACUGAACUUCGAGGCACUCAAAUCCCACAACAAGUCAAAAGCUAUUGCAUCAAUCAGCAAACAACAGAAUCCAUUUGAUCUCUUACGCAUAUUUUAUGAGGGAGCUGUAUCUGGAGCUGCUGCUGGUGUUGUUGUAGAAGCUGCUUUGUAUCCAAUUGAUACAAUUAAAACUCGUCUUCAAGCAGUUCGUGGUGGAGGACAGAUCAUUUUGAAAGGUCUUUAUUCGGGAUUGGCUGGAAAUCUAGUUGGAGUCUUACCAGCAUCGGCAAUAUUUGUUGGUGUAUAUGAACCUACGAAGAGAAAAUUGCUGGACAGCUUCCCUGAAAACCUUAGUGCCUUAGCUCAUUUGAUUGCAGGUGCUAUUGGCGGAGCUGCUUCUUCUAUUGUUCGUGUACCCACUGAGGUAGUUAAGCAAAGGAUGCAGACUGGCCAAUUUUCUUCUGCCCCUGAUGCGGUCCGACUCAUUGUUGCUAAGGAAGGGUUUAGAGGCCUUUAUGCUGGGUAUGGUUCUUUUCUACUGCGAGACUUACCAUUUGAUGCUAUCCAGUUCUGUUUAUACGAGCAGCUGCGGAUGGGCUAUAAGUUAGCUGCCAAAAGGGACCUUAAAGAUUCCGAGAAUGCAAUGAUUGGUGCCUUUGCAGGUGCAAUAACAGGAGCUAUAACUACUCCUCUUGAUGUGAUAAAAACAAGAUUGAUGGUUCAGGGUUCAGCAAAGCAGUAUGAAGGCAUUUUGCAUUGUGUUAAAACUAUUGCAAGAGACGAAGGAGCCUCUACUCUUUUUAAGGGAAUAGGGCCACGAGUACUUUGGAUAGGUAUUGGAGGAUCGAUAUUUUUUGGUGUUCUUGAAAGGACAAAGAAACUAGUUGCUGCAAAACAGCCUGUUGAUUAGAAUUUGAAUCCUUCGAACUUGGACUAUCAAUCUGUCUCAGGUACAUCGUAGCUACGUGACUGGACACGUUCUCUUGAAAUGUGAGUUCAUUUCUCAGAAAAUUAUUGUUGGUUGAACCCUGUUGAUUGUGGGCAACGUAUGGCGGGGUGUUAGUGUAAUGCAGGAAAAAUUGAGACAAUGUUGUGCAGUUUGCAUUUCAUUAUCUCUGCACUAUUAUUCUCAAACUAUUAUACUUUAUGAAACAAAAUUUGAAAGUCUA
Molecule: messenger RNA, 1520 nt
Organism: Solanum pennellii
Lineage: Eukaryota; Viridiplantae; Streptophyta; Magnoliopsida; Solanales; Solanaceae
Product: S-adenosylmethionine carrier 1, chloroplastic/mitochondrial-like
Exons: 13
Coding region: 344-1261 (305 amino acids)
Biological process (GO): transmembrane transport
Cellular component (GO): mitochondrial inner membrane
Molecular function (GO): S-adenosyl-L-methionine transmembrane transporter activity
Source: RefSeq, a predicted model, not a curated record